This is a messenger RNA of Solenopsis invicta (red fire ant), 1085 nucleotides long. RefSeq lists its product as uncharacterized. The transcript has 2 exons. NCBI's taxonomy places the organism in Eukaryota, Metazoa, Arthropoda, Insecta, Hymenoptera, Formicidae. The record is from RefSeq and is a predicted model, not a curated record. The coding region runs from base 205 to 510 and encodes 101 amino acids.
GCAGUUCAUGAUUAACGUAACGUCAGGCUUACGAUCGAUCCCGGCCGCUUACGACCGCAUUUGACAUAAGGUUAAGUAAUUUGACAUGAGGUUAAAAAGUUUGAGACCUGCGACUUGAAUUUACUGGGCAAGAAGGUACUGACGAAAUCUCAGAUCUGGCUGCAGUGCAACAAGUGUAAAUACACUACACAUCAUGAUUCCUUCAUGAUGCAUCGCAUGAAAGAUCAUAACGAGGAAAGGGCAGCUGACGAGCACAUCUUCGAGAGUCAGCAGGAAAGUGAAAGAGACAGUUACAACAAAGUGAAUGACUUGGAGAACAAGGAGAAUGAAACAGAUAAUUCUGACAUUGUUAUCAAGGAUGAUAAAGCGAUGGAGGUAACACUUUUGGAGCCGAUUCAGUCAGUUUUCCCUAUUACUCAAUCCACCCCACCACCACUUUGUUGGAUUUAUCAAAUUGUAAUCAUCUAUAUGCUUCCGAUAUAUUACCAGCGAGUAGGUAUUAUUUACUGAUUAGUUAAUACAUUACUGUAAAUCUGUCUUAAAAAGGAAUUUUUUCUUACGAAAGAUUUUUUUACGUUGUCCCAAAAACAAAUGUAUGUUCUGCAACCGAUUGACACGGCUGAUAUUGAAAACUUGAGGAAGAUGGACUCUGAUCCUGAGCAGAAAAUGGAAAUGAAGAGCGAAUGUAGAAAACGGAUAACCUUGAAAGAGGAUGGAAGUCUAGAACUGGUAGAGAUGCCUUGAAACAAGACAGAAAGGUCGAAUAUCGACACGACGAUGGUGUUUGAUUAACUGUGCAAAAAUCAAAGGCACUUUACUAUUAUAUUUAGUUGCUUUAACUGUUGAAAAACUCAGUGUAAUAUACAGAAAUUUAUUAUAAUUCUAAUGUUUAAAUGAAGUAACUUUAUUCGUCAUACUUGGAUUUCCGCAUGACACUCGCAAUCACGUUUAUUUUGCUGAUCAAAGCUGUGUCAUGUUGAUAAUACAUCGAUGUCAAUAGACUCACGGGUGGGAAAAUCGUAGUUUCGCUCUUUCAAUUUUAUCUAUAUUGCUAAUUGUUAUUCCUCUUAAUUGUAUGUUACUUC